Messenger RNA from Nothobranchius furzeri (turquoise killifish), 1591 nucleotides. It is a transcript of the gene rnf185, whose product is annotated as ring finger protein 185. Gene Ontology annotation, biological process: ubiquitin-dependent protein catabolic process. The record is from RefSeq and is a predicted model, not a curated record. Gene Ontology annotation, molecular function: ubiquitin-like protein conjugating enzyme binding; metal ion binding; ubiquitin protein ligase activity. Gene Ontology annotation, cellular component: endoplasmic reticulum. NCBI's taxonomy places the organism in Eukaryota, Metazoa, Chordata, Actinopteri, Cyprinodontiformes, Nothobranchiidae.
UUUUUUAGGGCUAACACCCUGCGGAAGUGUUGCAACCAGCUGUAAGGCUAUUUUCGCAACAAGUCAUAAUUAAGUUUUAAUGAGGCUAUGUUACAAAAUGUAUGUUGAAAUAUUCCUUUAGCCACUGUAAUAAUUGUAUAUGUGGUUCGGUUUACGCCUCAGUUCGUUUAGCCUUUCUCCUAGCUUGCUAGCUGCUAACGGUAGCAUAGCUAUCAGAUGACACAAAGUUAGCUUUUCCUUUCUUUUAUUCAGGUUUCUUAGUGGGAGACCACUUCUGUCAGUUCCUGUCACUUUCUUAUGUGUUUGACAGGAACGAACAGAGCCAUCCCAACCGUAUUAGCUUGAAUAUUGGACCGACUUUUAGCAAAUAAAUGGCCGCCGCUGCCCCCUCUCCACCAGUGUCUGGCUCCACCGUCUCGGCUCCUGAAAACUCCGGCCCGGGAUCCAGUAGCUCGGCAGCGGCCGACGGAGGCAGCCAGGACAGCACCUUUGAAUGCAACAUAUGCCUGGACACAGCGAAGGAUGCCGUGAUCAGCUUGUGUGGCCACCUUUUCUGCUGGCCAUGUUUGCAUCAGUGGUUGGAGACUCGACCCAACAGACAAGUGUGUCCGGUGUGUAAAGCUGGCAUCAGCCGGGACAAAGUAAUCCCCUUGUAUGGGAGGGGAAGCACGGGUCAACAGGAUCCUAGGGAAAGGACGCCCCCUCGACCACAAGGACAGAGACCAGAGCCGGAAAACCGUGGUGGAUUUCAGGGAUUUGGCUUCGGAGAUGGAGGUUUCCAGAUGUCCUUUGGAAUCGGUGCCUUCCCGUUCGGUAUUUUUGCCACGGCUUUUAACAUCAAUGAUGGACGACCUCCUCCAGCUCCUGGGACGCCGCAGCACACAGAUGAACAGUUCCUGUCUCGACUCUUUCUGUUUGCUGCUCUGGUCAUUAUGUUUUGGCUGCUGAUUGCAUAAAUGCAUGGGGGGAAAUGACAGAAGUGCGGCUUUGUGAGGUUUCCGUCUCUUAAUCUUUGGCAAAGUUUGGACAUUUAAACAGCAGGUAUGAUAAAUGAACAGGCUAAAGGUUAAAGCUGCAGACUUUUUGCUGCUCCGAAGGAAAAAAUGCAUGUGAAGAUCGGGAAGUUGUGUAUUCUCUUCACUUCUUGCUGCAAAAAUCUCAGAAAUGAAUUAAUGAAAAAAAUAUAUAUUUUGACUCACUGGUUGAAUAACUACUUUGUAAUCUGCACAAGAGCAACCAGACAUUGACUUGUGAAUCUACAGCUAUUUAUUGUGAAGCAAAAAUAAUUUUUUGCACAAAACUUUAAUGCAACUUAAUGAUUCUAAUGAUUAAGAUGUUUGUUUCCUGGAGAAAUGACCAAUAAUACCUUUGUGUUUUUGGCCAAUAGCAGCUAAGCUAAACCAGUAUCUUAGCUGAUUUUUUUAACUUCUUUCAGAUGGAAGCGAAAUUCAAAGAACUUUAUUUCAAACAGUGUUCGUCUCCAGACUUUAUAAUCUUUUAUUUCUACUCCAGUUUCUGUAUUUCACUGUAAUUAUAUGUAAAAUAUUGUAGACUUCAUAAUCAAAAUGAAGAAUGGCUGCUGGAAAAAACA